Molecule: messenger RNA, 3257 nt
Organism: Brassica napus (rape)
Lineage: Eukaryota; Viridiplantae; Streptophyta; Magnoliopsida; Brassicales; Brassicaceae
Exons: 3
Coding region: 1737-3002 (421 amino acids)
Source: RefSeq, a predicted model, not a curated record
AAGCUUUAACUCCUAGAUUUCUUGAUUAAGAUCACUCUUCAUGUUCUCUGUUCUCUAUUAAGGGUUUGGUUGUGUGGUUUCGACCGAAUUUAGUUAAAUUGAGAAAUUAGGGUUUGAAAAAAUUUUGGGGAUAAAUCGUUAUUUCUUGUUUAUGGAUUGUAUCGGUCUCGGAUAUCCUCUUUGUGUCUAUACGGAUUGAAACAGAUUGUAGUUUCAAUCGAUUUGCCGUUUCUUAACUGUUUUCAAUUGAAACCUUUUAAGUGAUAUUGUUAUCUUAUAUGUGUUCGAAUUCACUUUGUUGAUAUUGUUUUCGUUCCUUCUCGUUGGUUUGCUUCCUUCUCGUCAAUUUGCUUUAACUCUAGUGGUUGUUUAACUCUGUCUGUUUUCAAUUUCUUUUCAGGUUUACGAUAAUGGGACAAUACAGUUACAGCCAGCCAUCUUCAUCAUCAAACUCUCAAGACUUAAACUCCCUCCUUCAAGCCGAAGCAGAGAUGUACGCGGCUGAAGCUGAGAUAAGUCAGUGGAAUGCAGAGGCCAUUCACAACGAACCAUCACCAGAGGGUGAUGAUGGAAUCCCCAGGACAUGCUACUGUGGGUCGGAGCCUGUUCACGGUUAUUCCCACACUCCUAAAGAUCCAUACCGACGGUACAUUACGUGCCCCAAUGCUGAUGAUGGAGACUGCCACGUCUGGAAAUGGUGGGACGUGGCGGUCAAGGAGGAGAUGAGGGACAUUCAGACGGAGCUUAGUGAGCUUAAGGGUGAAGCCAAUGAGCGUGAGCAGAAGCUGCUCAUCCUUGAGAAGAGAAUAGGCGAGUUUACAAAGAAGAAAUCAGGAGCUAAGCUAAUGGUCUUUACCAUAGUUUUAGUAGGGUUGGUGUUACUUAUAAAUGUGCUAGGAAAAAUUGGGAAGGAUUCAAAGGAGUGGGGCGUACCAUCUUUGUUUCUUUAACGAGGUUGACGCAUGUGGGAAGGAGUCACGGGUGCAUUUGGUCUGUAGCUCUUGUGGGAAGGAGUCACGGGUGUUGCAGGAGUCACGGGUGUUGUAGGAGUCACGGAUGACUCUGUUUCCUUUAGUAUAAGUAGUAGUGUUGUAGUUGUCUCUGAGAGUUUGUAUUAAUCAACUCUCUUUGUUUUCCUCGGAGCUGUUCUUAUCUACCACUGCACUGAAGUUUAGGUAAUCUACUCUAUUUGUUUUCAAACUUGGAAAAAAACGUGUAUCCUCUAUAUUUGAAUGAUUGUCUGAUCCCUUCUAGUAUUUGCUUGUUCGGACCAUAGCUAGUUUUCUCCAUAUAUAUGCACUGUUUUUAUUUAUUGAUGUCCAAGCCGUGACUUGCUCAAGAUAAGAGAAAAUUAAUGGAUGUCAAACAUAUAAUAGUUAGAAAUUCAGUUGAUUACGAUCACGAUUACGAGUUUUGGGUUGUAGUCUUACUUGAAAUUAUUAUUUGCGUAUAGCAUAAAUUUGAUUACGAGUCAAACUAAACCAAUGUUGAACUUUAAUGUGGAGUAAACCAAUGAAACCAAUGUUGAAAUUUAAUGAAAUUUGAUUACGAGUCAAACUAAACCAAUGUUGAAAUUUAAUUUAAAAUAUUUUUACUUCCCUUAAAAGUUUGGUUAAAAAUAUAAAAAAAUAUAAAUUUAUGUAACAUUACCCUUUUGUUUAAAAAAAUAUUUUGGUUAAAACUAUAAUAAAAAUGUCUAUCCAAUCUUAUUUGUUUAAGAUAAUUAUUUUCUAGAAAUGUCAUCAUCUUCAUCCGAUGAAGUCGAUGCAAGAUUGGACGAAAUUUGUGAUGAAUAUGUGGAAGAAAUAUACAACGACAUAGUGGAGACCCAAACCAUACCACAAAGGACACGUCAGUAUGUUGAACGACACCGCGAAGGAGGACAAGACCAAUUAUGGAAUGACUAUUUCAGCGAAGAUCCGACAUUCUCGACUGCAAUUUUCAGACGCCGUUUCCGCAUGAAUAAGAAUUUAUUCUUGCGUCUUGUUCAUGGCCUAGAAGAGUACUUUCCAUUCUUUCAGCAAAGAAGAGAUGCAACCGGGAGAUGGAGUCUUACGGCACUACAAAAAUGUACUGCUGCUAUUCGCCUGCUUGCUUAUGGUAAUGCGGCUGACACCGUUGAUGAAUAUCUCCGACUUGCUGAGACCACUGCACUUUCGUGUUUACAUAAUUUCACAGACGAAAUUAUACAAUUAUUCGGAAAUGAGUAUCUACGACGCCCCACACCGGAGGAUCUCCAACGGCUAUUAGAUAUUGGAGAGAAACGAGGGUUUCCUGGGAUGGUCGGGAGCAUUGAUUGUAUGCAUUGGGAGUGGAAAAACUGCCCAACCGCUUGGAAAGGACAAUAUGCACGUGGAUCGGGAAAACCGACAAUUGUCUUAGAGGCGGUAGCUUCCCACGAUCUUUGGAUAUGGCACGUCUUUUUUGGUCCUCCAGGUACCUUAAACGAUAUUAAUGUUCUCGAUCGAUCUCCUGUUUUUGACGACAUUUUACAAGGUCGAGCUCCGAGGGUAAAGUACAUGGUCAACGGACACACGUAUAAGUUGGCGUACUACCUCACAGACGGUAUAUAUCCAAAAUGGUCGACAUUUAUCCAAUCUAUCACACUCCCACAAACUCCUCAACAUGAGUUAUUUGCUAAAGUUCAAGAAGCAACCCGAAAAGAUGUGGAGCGGACUUUUGGAGUUUUGCAAUCUCGAUUUGCAAUUGUUAGAAAUCCGGUUAAAACAUUGAACAAAGAAAAGAUAGGGAAGAUUAUGAGAGCCUGUAUCAUACUCCACAAUAUGAUAGUCGAAGAUGAACGGGAUGGAUACUCUCGUAUUGAUAUAUCUGAAUUUGAAGAAGGAGACGCCUCCAGAUGUUCAGAGGUGGAAACCGAGAUGCCAACAACUCUGAACAAUAUCUUUCCCACUCGGAAUGAUCUUCGUGAUAGGCAAACGCAUGAAAGAUUGAAGAAUGAUUUAAUCCAAAAUAUUUGGAAUAAAUUUGGUGAUGAAGAUUAACAAUUAUUCUAUAUUUAUGUAAAAUUUUUGUUUUUAUGUUUAAUUAAUGUAUUUUAUGUUUAAUUAUUGUUUUAAUGUAAAUUUAUUGUAUUUUUAUGUUAAGUUAUGGAUUAAUUAAUGUAUUAAUUAAUGUAUUUUAUGUUUAAUUAAUGUAUUUUAUGUUUAUUUAUAUUUCACUAAAAUAAAUAUUUUUUUUUUAAGGAUUCUAACAAGAUCACCAUUGUACACACAUUUUUAACAAGAGUCUUUAACUAU